UUUUUUGGUUGCCAGCGCGAGAGGCUCCUAUAAGAUCCUGCCAAUUUCUAAACAUUCCCUCACCAUUAGAGUUCUUAGAGUUGGAUUAAGCAUAGCAACAUGGUCGAGCAACUUCCCUCUAUUCUUGAUGCCUCUGCGGAUCCACCUACUCUCUUCGAUGGAACCACAAGGUUGUAUGUGACCUACACAUGUCCGUAUGCCCAAAGAACUUGGAUUGCAAGGAACUUCAAGGGCUUGCAAGAGAAGAUAAAAUUGGUCCCAAUUGAUCUCCAAAAUAGGCCAACUUGGUACCAGGAGAAGGUGUACCAUGAAAACAAGGUGCCUGCUUUGGAGCAUAAUAAUGAAGUUAGAGGGGAGAGUUUGGAUUUGAUCCAAUAUAUUGAUGAAAAUUUUGAAGGCCCGAAAUUGCUUCCUGAAGAUCCUAUAAAGCAAGAGUUUGCCACUGAGCUGUUGAUUUAUAGCGACACUUUAAAUAAAGUUAAUCUUUCUAAAAUUACAUCUAAAGGGGAUACACUUGAUGAAGUUGAUGCUGCUUAUGAUAAGUUGGAAGAAGCUCUUGCUAAGUUUGAUGGACCAUUUUUCCUCGGCGAAUUCAGUCUGGUGGACAUUGUAUAUGCACCAUUUGUUGUUGAAAGGUUCAAGCCGUUGUUUGCAGAGGUAAAGAACUAUGACGUCACCAAAGGCAGGCCAAAGCUGACCAAAUGGAUUGAGGAGUUGAACAAGAUUGAUGCUUAUACAGCUACUAAGUGUGAUCCGAUAGAGCUACUUGGUGGCAUUAAGAAGCGGUUUGGGAUAGAUUGAAUGAAGGUCCUCAAUGCUCCUUGCAGAAAUCAUGCAUUUGAGUCGACAUCCUGUGUUCUGAUGAGGUUCAUGCUGUUCUUCUGCUUUGUGAUGUACAAUAAUAAAGUGUAACUUUUGAGGAUUUGUUUAUGUGUAGUCUAAUAAAAGUGUAUCAAGCCUUCAGAGUUGGAUGGUGUUUUUUGUUUUGUGGACUCCGAGGACUGUUACAUGUUUAGACUAAUAAAGGUUUAAUGCUUCAUAUAUCUAUUGGUA
Messenger RNA from Asparagus officinalis (garden asparagus), 1053 nucleotides. RefSeq names its product protein IN2-1 homolog B-like. The coding region runs from base 100 to 801 and encodes 233 amino acids. NCBI's taxonomy places the organism in Eukaryota, Viridiplantae, Streptophyta, Magnoliopsida, Asparagales, Asparagaceae. The record is from RefSeq and is a predicted model, not a curated record. Gene Ontology annotation, molecular function: glutathione transferase activity. The transcript is spliced from 11 exons.